This is a messenger RNA of Candoia aspera, 2525 nucleotides long. It is a transcript of the gene SPIRE2, whose product is annotated as spire type actin nucleation factor 2. Gene Ontology annotation, biological process: actin filament polymerization; intracellular transport; actin filament network formation. The coding region runs from base 16 to 2271 and encodes 751 amino acids. Gene Ontology annotation, cellular component: cytoplasmic vesicle membrane; cell cortex. Gene Ontology annotation, molecular function: actin binding. NCBI's taxonomy places the organism in Eukaryota, Metazoa, Chordata, Lepidosauria, Squamata, Candoiidae. The record is from RefSeq and is a predicted model, not a curated record. The transcript is spliced from 15 exons.
GAUGGAGGCGCGGCCAUGGCGCGAGCGGGAGCCGGGGCCGCGGCCGCGGCCGCGCCGGGCGAGGGGAGCGGCGCGGCGGGGCGCCCGGCGGAGGAGCUGUCCCUGGAGGAGGUGCUGAAGGCCUACGAGCAGCCGGUCAACGAGGAGCAGGCGUGGGCCGUCUGCUUCCAAUGCUGCCGCGGGCUGCUCCAGCCGGACCCGCCGCCGCCGGGCGCGGAGGAAGGGCGGCACCGCCGCCGCUGGGGACCGGCCGGACGCCUCCGCGACACCGCCGAUCUCCGCCUGCACAAGGACGGCGCCGUCUCCGCCCGCGGCGAAUACGGCGAGGCUGAGCUUCCCCUGACCCUGAUGCCUGCGGCUGAAGCACAGAUGGUGCAGUCCCUGGGCUUCGUCAUCUACCGGGCCCUCGACUGGGGCCUGGAGGAGAACGAGGAGCGUGAGCUGAGUCCCGAGCUGGAGCGGCUCAUCGACCUGAUGACCAACAGCGAUGCCAAGGACAGUGGGGGCGGCAGCGCUGCGGACGAAGGCUACAGCGGGCAGGAGGACGAGGAAGAGGCAGUGGCCGAGGGGCACCUAAGCGCGGUUCGCACUUUCAGCCAAGUGCUGCGGCUCUGUGCAAGCCGCCUCUCCCAGCCCCAGGAGGCCCAGGCCCACUACCAGGCGGUGUGCCGGGCGCUGUUCCUCGAGACGGUGGAGCUGAAGGCCUUUCUGGCCAAGAUCCGGGAUGCCAAGGAAAUGCUGACCAGGCUGAAGGAUGAAGAGCUGAGGGACCGAUCGGCAGCAGAUCUUGAUAACCUGAGGAACACGGACUGGGCUCGGCUCUGGGUCCAGCUCAUGCGAGAACUUCGGAACGGUGUGAAGCUCAAGAAGGUCCAGCAGAAACAGUUUGACCCCCUGCCUACAGAAUACCAGCUGACGCCAUUUGAGAUGCUGAUGCAGGACAUCCGAGCCCGCAACUAUAAGCUCCGCAAGGUCAUGGUGGAUGGUGACAUUCCACCCAGGGUGAAGAAGGAUGCUCACGAACUCAUUUUGGAUUUCAUAAGAUCCCGUCCACCUCUGAGACAGGCUUCUGAGCGCAGACUGCGCCCCAUGCCUCAGCAGCAGAGGACGCUCCAUGAAAAGAUCCUGGAGGAGAUCAAGCAGGAACGGAAGCUUCGGCCCGUGGAGCUGCAGCGCCAGAACCAGAGAGGGUUUGGCUCCUUGCCCUGCCUCGUGAAUGCCUCCUCCAGCAACAUGAAAUCGACCUCUUGCAUCAACCUCUCCGUUUCAGAGUCCUGUGCCCCACCUCAGCGCCAGAGGCCGAGGGUCCUGCUGAAGGCACCCACGCUGGCGGAGAUGGAGGAGCUGUUUGUUUCAGAAGAGGAAGACUCUCCCUGCUCAGAGGCUGUCCAGGAGCCUGGCCCCCUGAUGCCCCUGAAGCGGGAUCGCUCCUUCUCGGAGCAAGACCUGGUCCAUUUUCGGCGUGACAGUGAGAGCUGCGAGCCCCACCUGGAGUACUUCAGACCCGGUGUGUCAGACCCGAGGCCUCGCUCAGGUACCAUGAACUCUGCAUGGACCAGCAUGGAAGACAUGGGUUCUGUCCUGACCAGCUGCCACCAAGUCCCCUGCCGGGUCAGCUCGUGUCCUCGGAAACAAGACGCCCUCAGUUCAGUGGAGGAGAAUUUGGAGGCCGGCUCUGCCCCGGUCACAGAUGCGAGUUUGAAAUAUCUGUGGCUGCAGGAGUUCAGCCACCCUGUAGAAAGCCUGGCGCUCACAGUGGAGGAAAUGAUCAAUGUGCGCCGGGUGCUGGUGACAGCUGAGAUGGAGAAGUUUGUUCAGAGCAAGGAGCUGUACACCAGCCUGAAGAAAGGGAAGAGCUGCUGCUGCUGCCGAACCAAGUUUACGCUGUUUUCCUGGCCCCCAACCUGCCUCUUCUGCAAGAGGUCUGUCUGCAGCUCCUGCAGUCUGAAGAUCAAGAUGCCCUCAAAGAAGCUUGCCCAUAUCCCGGUCUACGCCCUGGGCUUCGAGACGUUGCACGGCUCACUGGGUGCCAAGGCUCCUGCAGCCCGCCGGCAGGAGGCUUUCCACUCUCUGCAGGGCACCCGCUGGCGCAGCGUGGAGGAGGAGUUCCCCUGCAUCUACACCCACGGUUCGGUGCUCAAGGACGUUUGCCGUGACUGCUCCGGGUUUGUCACGGACGUCGUCAGCUCCAGCCGCAAAAGCAUGGACAUCCUCAACACCAAGCCGGGCAGGAGCCGCAAGACCCAGUCCCUGUACAUCCCCUCCAGCUAGAGGCUCCUGGAGCGCCCCCCAGCCUGCCGCCACCCCCACUAACGGCAUCCAGCCCUCGCUCUGGGGGCCUCUGGGAAGGCCUGGCAGCCGCAACUCUCUGGCAGAGGAAAGCGGCCAGCUGCCCCCGGGCUUUGGGGGUCUGCUCCCUCCCGCCUUCCUUGCCUGACCCCCCCUUCCAAGAACAUCUGCCUGCCUGCUUAUGGACAUAUACAUAUAUACAUACAUAUAUAAAUAUAUACACACACACACACACA